Molecule: messenger RNA, 1401 nt
Organism: Sclerotinia borealis F-4128
Lineage: Eukaryota; Fungi; Ascomycota; Leotiomycetes; Helotiales; Sclerotiniaceae
Source: the annotation of a GenBank genome assembly
AUGAAUUUGUCACUAACUGAUCCUUUCGUUCUCGCACAAGAUUAUCCGGAAUCAUCUACACACACCCUUCGCAGUGGUCAUGCUUCAUGCGUACGCUUCAACCGCAAAGGCGAUUUUCUUGCUGUAGGGCGCACUGAUGGCACCGUCGUAAUUUUUGACGUCGAGACCAAUGGCAUAGCGAGGAAGCUCAAAGGGCAUACGCGACAAGUGCAAUCAUUAAGUUGGUCGCGCGAUGGUAGAUUCCUACUCACAUCGAGCCAGGAUUGGACAUGCAGUAUUUGGGAUUUGAUGGAUGGGAGUAUUGUAAAGAGUGUACGGUUUGAGGCACCGGUAUAUUUGGCAGAAUUUCAUCCUUGGACACAUCUGAAGAUAUUGGUCUCAUUAUUUGAAGAUCCGCCAUUACUAGUAGAUCUCACGAACCAACAAGCGGUGAAAUACAUUCUGCCUUCCACAAUCAAGAAACGAACAGUGUAUGGGGAAGACGAAUCAAAACCGGUCGCACCACAAACUACAACAGUCGCGAUUUUUACCGCCUCGGGAGAUCAUAUACUUUCGGGCACUAACAAGGGAUGGCUGAACAUAAUAGAAGUGGCUACGAGGACAGCGAUCUACUCUACAAAGUUAUGCACCGGUGUGUUGCUUUAUAUGCGACUUACGACUUCUGGAAGAGACGUGGUUGUCAAUGCUCAGGAUAGAAUCAUCAGGACGAUACAAAUACCGAAUUUAUCAGCAGAGGAUUUGGAUCCUGAUACGAUAGAUAUUGAGGUCGAGCACAAAUUUCAAGACGUCGUUAACAGGCUGAGUUGGAAUCAUGUAGCAUUCAGUGCGACGGGCGAAUAUGUAACGGCUUCGACAUUCAACAAUCACGAUAUUUAUAUAUGGGAGAGAAACCACGGAAGUUUAGUAAAGAUUCUAGAGGGACCCAAGGAAGAACAUGGAGUGGUUGAAUGGCAUCCUCACAAGCCUAUGAUUGCGGCAUGUGGUUUAGAGUCGGGGAGAAUACAUAUUUGGUCGAUCGUUCCGCAGCAGAGAUGGUCGGCACUAGCACCGGAUUUUGCGGAAGUCGAGGAAAAUGUAGAGUAUAUUGAGAGAGAGGACGAAUUCGAUAUCCAUCCACAGGAAGAAAUUCACAAGAGAAGAUUAGAUGCUGAGGACGACGAUAUAGAUGUCCUAACGGAAGAACCAGUCAAGGGUGAUGUAGUUGAAGAUGAAGAGAACGCAUUCAGGAUGCCAGUACAACUCGAUUGUGACGACACCGAAAGCGAAGAAGAGUUUGUAGCUGUGGGAAGGGGUGAAAUGAGAAGGAAAAGUCCCUCGGAUGGUCGUAAUUACCAGCUUGACUCGGAAGCAAUUGGAAGUGCAGACGAACAACCUCGAAAGAAAAGAGGCAGAAGACGUUGA